ACUGUGUAAACUGUGUAAUACAACAUAGUUCGAAUUUCCUUGAGAGGUGAAGUCAUGCCUUUCCCACUUAUAAAACUGGUUUAUUUAUUUGCUAAGCAAGUUAGUAAACCUGUAGCGGCUAGAAUAACAAACUAUAUGAAAGAAAAGGAAUUCAUACGGAGAUACUUAAUGAUUCCAUUGGCGCAAGCUUACCACAGAUCAGAAUCCAACCUGAAAUUGAUGCUGCUGUAUAACCAAGGCCACAAAGUAAAAGUGAAUCCUCUGAGUGACGAGGCAGCUUUAACGCUAGCCUCAGACAUGAUGAAUGAUAUUUUAAUUUUCACAAUCGCUUUCAUCAUACUCUACCAAGAAUACAUGAGAAGUACCAAGAGCAGUGCGGCAGAGAAACUUCAGAAGGAGAAUGAAAUUCUCAGCAUUAACAAUCAGUUAGAUGACUUGGUUAUGAUAACGGAGAGACAUGACACUCAGUUACGAGAGGCAGAGCGGGAGCGAGGUCAUCUUCUGACCUUGGUCAGUGAUUUGAAGACUUGGUCCACGCCGUGCACGAAAUUAAUCUCCGAACACCAAGAGUCUCACAUAAAGGAAGCGUUCAGACAAAUCCGAAAAUUACAAACUGUGCAGCUAACAGUGCACAAAAAUUCUAAAACGGAGCAUAUUGAUAUUGCUUUAGCCAAGCAAUAAAUCAAAUUAAAGUGCUGAUUUUAUAUCAACAGCCAAAAACAAACUACCUUUUCACUUUCUGUAGAAUAUUCUGAUUUAACCUGUGAGUGUUCAUUUAACCAGCGAGUGUUGUACCAAAGUAGAGAAAUACCAGUGCUUCACCUGUAAUUACCUGUGCUCAUUGUUUUGUAAAUGUGGAACAUGUUUAGAAAGUUUAACUAGUGUAACUGAAGCUGUUUCUUCCUGUCAUAUCAUUGUCUGUGUAUGUUGUGUUUUAGAAUUUUAUAUGCUUACAGGUUUUGAAUUGAUAUGUAGAACAUAUUUGAGAAUGUUUGAGUUUAUUAAUGCUGAAUAUGAUAAUAUUAAAUAUUUUAUUUCAUAAUAAAAGCAUAAACUGCAGCACAUUAUUAUAUAUGCUGGUGUUUGUAAAGGGAACAGGAAAUCAUGGAGAUGAAAAUGUUCACUUGAAAUAAGCCUAUUCAUAUUAGAUAUAUACAGUACAUUCUAUACAUUUCUCAUGGAGUAGGCAUUUUGUCAAAAUGAAAUGGUCUUUUUUCCCACAAAGUCAUUUUCAUAUCGGGAACAUAACUUUAAAAUGGUUUUCAUAUCAUUAUUUAAAAUUUCUUAUGAUUGUCAUUCUUUGCAUUUUAAAAAUGCAUGUCCCGUGUCGCGGCAGGUAUUGGCAUGAUAAAGAACCCUUACUGCUACUGCCCUGAGCGCCAAGCAUAGGUCUAAAUUUGUAGUACUUCACCUCUCAAUAUUAGUGAAAAAUCCUCGAUGGGACGUGAAAUAGAAACAAUCAUCUAACUCAGUUUACACAACUUUACAAAGUUUUCAUUGAUGCUUGUAGAAUUUCAUCUUGAAGUAGCGUGGAGUUGUUAUUGAUUUUUUUUUUUACAAAACAAUAUGUAAACGUAUAAUUCAUGGCAGGUAUACACGAAUCUUUUUUGGGGCAGGGGAAUUGUGAAAAUGUAACCUCCACUAGCUUGCCUGACCAGUGUGUGUAAAUUGUGAGGUAGGUGAGUGGUGACUAGAAUAUAGUGUAUGUGGUAUUCUGCAGUAGCCAUUUUCUAUAUUGUAUCAACUUAUAGAGGCAUCGGUUGCUGAACUCCCUACAGGUAGUUAACCAUGUUCUGUAAAUCUUUGUACACUUCACAUCAAGGAAUUUGAAUGUACUUUUUCAUUAUAUAAGCUAACUCCAGAAAUAACUCAAUUGUGCUUUACUGAAAGAUUUCCUAGAAAAAUUAAUUGUGCUCUUUUCUUUAUUGAGAGUUAUAUGUCCUUGGAUUGUGCUCUCUUUCAAACUUAUUUUUGAAAUUUGUUAUUUAGUUACUUGCUUUUUCAUUGGUUUAUUUUAAUACAAUGCAACAUCAGUAUAAAAAAUUUGCUGUUUUAUUCAUAUAAAGGUUUUUACUUUUAAUAUAAAGAGAAUUGCACAAUUCCAAGUUUGUAAUAUGGUAUUUUAUGCAAAGCAAAUUGUUAUUUAUACUUCAAAGGAUAAAUUUUUCUAGUUAUUUGAAUAGCUUUUCAGAUUUAUAUACAGAUGGCCCUUAAGCACAACUAUUUGUUUGUAACAGGAAAGUAGAAAAUCUUGGAUUGGAUUAGUUUGUAAUGGAAAAAUGUGUGUAUAAUGCCUGGAGUGCAACUGUAUAAUUGUAAUAUCACAUAUUCAAAUACCACUUGUAAAUGAUUUGAGUGAAAUAAAUGAACUUGCACUUGAA
Ostrea edulis (European flat oyster) is the source of this 2381-nucleotide messenger RNA. RefSeq names its product optic atrophy 3 protein homolog. The record is from RefSeq and is a predicted model, not a curated record. The transcript has 2 exons. Gene Ontology annotation, biological process: regulation of lipid metabolic process. NCBI's taxonomy places the organism in Eukaryota, Metazoa, Mollusca, Bivalvia, Ostreida, Ostreidae. Gene Ontology annotation, cellular component: mitochondrion. Bases 55 to 681 code for a protein of 208 amino acids.